AUGUUUGUGACACCUCCGAACAAGAGAUUACGCCGAAGGUUGCGCGAGCAAGUCGAUGCACACGACGAGACCAAACCCGGUAACGUGACCGCCAUGGAGUUACCUAAGUGUGAAGUUCUAGAUCGUGAACCCUGUGUCCCCACCACGUCACGAACCAAAGAGGAGAACAUUCACGACCAGCUCCAGAAGAAUGUUACACCGUACAAAUCCGUUACAGAAGGAUCGAGAGCAUCGUCGAGGUCAAAGAGGUCAACUGCGUCAUCAACCGCCAAGCGCAAACAAUUGGAACUAGAAGCUGCCGAAGCUAAGGCAAAAAUUCAAUUGCUGCUGAUAGAUAAACGCUUGGAAGCCGAUUUAGCCAAGAUUGAAGCUGAAGAAGAAGAGUCGGAUGAAGACAAGAGCACGACGACUAUUGAUGAUCACCGAAGGUCACAAGUGGAGGAGUGGCUGAACUACAGCCAGCAGGCGGGCCCCGCCGGCGCCACCAGCCGGCCGCCGUCGCCGCCUCCGCCACCCGCGUCUGCUCCGCCGGCCCCCGCGCCGGCCGCGCCCGCUGCAGGUGUCCCCGCCGCUGCACGCCACGCACCUGUCCAGCACCAGGAUCAAUCAUUGUCCAGCAUCAGACAACUAGCGCUGGAACUGAAGAAUAUGAUGGUAUCAUCACCAGCGCCCCCAGAUGAACGCCUCCUCAGUCGCUUAUCAACACCCCGUGACCUACCAAGCUUCGGUGGUGAUUGUAUUGAGUGGCUCCACUUCAAGACUGCGUAUGAUGAGUCUACCCGUGUGUGCCAGUUCAGUGACUCCGAGAAUUUGUGGAGAUUGCGCAAAGCACUUCGUGGUGAAGCUCUGGAAGCCGUCACCGACCUGCUGAUCGGCAACACACCGCCGGGAGUCGUCAUGGAGUCGCUACAAUUGAGCUGUGAUGCGCCUGUGUGCGACGUCGACGACUGCGGACUCGCACACCACCGUCUGCUGCACUGGAAGAAGCCCGGAUCAGCUGAUGACAUUGACCCGAGUUCAAUGUCACCGCCGCCGCCGCCGCCGCCGCCGAGAGAUACGGUGGCCCACGUCGCCUCCAGCAGUGACGUAUCCGCGACGUCAUCGGGUGACGUCAUGCUCAAAGUGGUUAAAGUGAAAUUGUGCGGUCCUAAUGGUGUUGUGUGUACCUAUGCGUUAUUAGAUGACGCUGCGUCAGUGUCACUCAUAGACUCCGAAUUAGCUAACCAGCUCGGACUCGAGGGGCAGCAGUCAAGUGCCGUUAAGUUCAUUGAUGCAUUCGGACUAGAGGUGUAUCAAUCAGACGCGCCCAAAAAUGAUGUAUGUAAUGAAAAUGUUGUUCCACGAUUGUUAAUUGGUGAAGAUAAUUACUUUCUUUUAGCACCUCUCGAUGUAAUCCAUGGUAACAAAGAUGAGCCGUAUGCAACGCGCUGCCGCUUAGGUUGGUCCAUUCACGGCUAUUGUGGUCGCUCUCACUACAAUACUCACUUUCAGAAGGACACCGGAUACGCCGAACACUACCGGAAGGAGGUGCACAAGUUGUUCGAGGACGGCUACGCGCGCGAACUCACGGAGGACGAGCUCGCCGCCGACCAAGUAUGGUAUCUCCCACAUUUCGGCGUCCAGAACCCCAAUAAACCGGGAAAACUGAGAUUGGUAUUCGACGCAGCCGGGAAAGUCAAAGGUACGUGCCUGAAUGAUUACCUACUCACGGGACCUGACUUGUACAACUCACUGCUCGGCAUUAUGUACAGAUUUCGAGAGAAUAAAGUCGUAAUAACCGGAGAUAUAAGGGAUAUGUUCCUCAGGAUAAAUAUUCGGUCUGAGGAUCAAAAUGUCUUGAGAUUUUUAUGGCAGGAGCCACCGCCACCGCCCGUCGCGGCCGCGCCCCCCGCGCCGCCCGCGCCGCCGGGCCCCCGGGCUCCCGCUAGUCCUACUCAAUCUCCACUAAAAAUAUGUACGAUGCAAAGUUUAAUAUUUGGUGCUACAUGCUCGCCUUUUAUAGCUCAAUAUAUUAAAAAUAAAAACGCAUUAAAAUACGAAGAUUUGUAUCCUGAAGCCGUACAAGCCAUAAUUAAAAAUCAUUACAUGGAUGAUUGUUUGUAUUCUUGUGACAGUGCGGAAACUGCAAUUAAUUUAGUAAAUCAAAUCACAACAAUUCAUAAACACGGAGGCUUCGAGAUAAGACGUUGGUCGAGCAACUGUAAACAAGUUUUAGAUAACAUUCCUUCAGAUGCGCUCGCACAGACUGCCAUACAAAUGAAAGACGGAGCUACGAACAUGAGUGAGCGCACAUUAGGAUUGAUAUGGCAUCCUGCGGAAGAUUGUUUCGCCUUUAAGGUAUCGUUUUCUCGCGUUUCUCAGGAAGUUCUAGACGGGACUACACCGCCUACUAAAGCUAAAAUGUUAGGACUUAUAAUGUCUAUUUAUGAUAUUCACGGGUUCUUAUCGCCGUUUAUUAUAAAAAGUAAAGUCAUAUUACAGGACGUGCAUCGUAGCGGUAUAGAUUGGAACUGCCACAUCCAAGCUAAAGAGUUUAGUAGUUGGUGUAAAUGGCUCGAUGAAUUAAAAUUGUUAGAAUCUAUACGUAUACCGCGUUGGUACUUAAGCGAUGAUAACUGGACUGAAUGUUAUUCAGUAACGGAGCCCGAAUUAUACGAUAAGAAGAUCGUAAAUAAUACUCAGAUGCAUAUUUUUUGCGACGCGUCUAUUAAAGCUUAUGCUACGGUCAUCUUUUGGCGUUUUACUCGGUUUGAUGGUCGAGUUAAGGUUUGUUUUGUAGGCAGUAAAUGUAGGGUGACCCCUCUUCGGCCUGUUUCAAUUCCACGAUUGGAAUUGCAGGCAGCGUUACUGGCCGCGCGACUCGCACAUACUGUACAGACUGAGCACAAGGACAUCCAGCCAAACCAGCGAUUCUUUUGGACAGACUCGAGCACCGUGCUGCAGUGGUUGCGCAGCGACCCGCGCAGCUACAAGCCGUACGUGGCGCACCGCCUGGGCGAGCUGGACGAGCUGGCCGCGCCCGCCGAGUGGCGCCACGUGCCCUCGCGGCUCAACGCGGCCGACGUAGCCACGCGCCCCGACGCGCUGCCGCUCGCCCUCACUGACGCGUGGUUCCAGGGACCCGCCUUCCUCCGCCGGCCGGAGGAAGAAUGGCCUAAGGACCUCAAGACAUGCAAGAUCGUAGACGAAGCCGCUUGCGAGGAGAGAAAUAUUAAUCUAGUCGUAUCACGUGACACUUCAGUCGCCCCAGAUGCGUUACGGCUACCUAACGAAAAUAAUAUUUCUAAGUGGACCACUCUAUUGCGAAGUACUGCACGAAUUUUAUUGUUAUUUAGAAGACCGAAGGAUGAUUAUUGCCUGGACGUAGAUUUAAUGCGGAAAGCUGAGACUUUAGUCAUACGCAAAUCGCAACAAGAUGCCUUUGGUCAAGAAAUCGAAUGUCUUCGGAACAAUAAACCUUUGCCAUCUAACAGUCGGCUGAUGAAACUGACUCCAUAUCUAGAUGACGACGGGAUACUUCGUGUAGAAGGUCGAAUCGACAAAGUGACAGGUGUGAGUACUUCGACCACGCGCCCCGCCAUCCUCGACGGCAAGCACCGCGUGGCGCAGCUGCUGGUGGAGCACGAGCACCGGCGCGCGCUGCACGGCGCCCACGAGCUCGUCGUGAACGAGCUGCGCCAGCGCUACUGGGUGGUGAAGCUGCGCAGCGCCGUGCGCGCCGCCGCCGCGCGCUGCCCGCUCUGCCGCCGCCGCCGCGCCGCGCCCGCCGCCCAGCGCAUGGGGCCACUGCCCGCAGCGCGCCUGCAGCACCACAGGCGACCUUUCAGCUGCACAGGGAUCGACUACUUUGGUCCAAUGGAGAUCACAGUAGGCCGCAAGAGACAGAAGGUCUAUGGUGUGUUAUUUACAUGCCUCACUAUCCGCGCUAUUCAUAUUGAGUUAGCUGAGAGCCUCACAACUGAUAGCACAAUAAUGGCCCUGCGAAGAAUGAUUGGCCGCAGGUCCACACCGAGCGUAAUCUGGUCCGAUAACGGGACCAACCUUCGAGGAUGUGAUGCGGAACUACGCCAGAGUAUACGGGAGCUGAACACAGAGAAGCUUCGUGAAGAUGGCCUCAGCAGAGGCAUAGAGUGGAGGUUCAUUCCACCAGGUGCGCCUGAGAUGGGCGGCGCCUGGGAGAGGAUGAUACGAACGGUAAAAACUGCCUUGAAAGUGGCCUUAAAGGAACGCGCUCCACACCGAGAGACGCUAUCAACCCUAUUGGUUGAAGUGGAAGGGCUAGUCAAUAGUCGUCCGAUCACUCACGUAUCCACGGAUCCCAACUACCCGGAAGCCCUAACUCCGAAUCAUUUUUUAAUCGGAACUUCUUCUAACGGCCCAGCUUUCGGUAAAUACGAUGACGGCGACCUCUGUCUUAGGAAACAGUGGCGUAUAGCGCAGCGUCUAGCUGAUAUGUUUUGGAGUAGGUGGAUAAAAGAGUAUCUUCCAACUCUGUUACCUAGGCAGAAAUGGCAAACUGACGAAAGAGCGUUGCGAGUUGGAGAUUAUGUUGUAUUGGUAGAUACUAAAGUAGACCGUGGUUGUUGGCGCCACGGAGUAGUGAGCGCGGCGCACGCCGGCGCCGACGGCCGCGUGCGCGUGGUGGACAUGCGCACGCGCGCCGGCGUGCUGCGCCGCCCCGCCACGCGCGUCGCCUUGCUCUCACCUAUUGAUUCGUAGUGCUGUUGACUCAUAUAAAUAUUUUAUUGUUUGUAUAAACUUAAAGUAAGAUUAAUAAGUACAUUUGUUGGUAUUCGUCAAUCAGCACUAGGGGGCGGUAUUGUAGGCGACGCAUUUAUGAUUUAAAUAAUUUUAUAAAUACUCACUGAACGUGUACAAACGUAUAACACCUGAUUGUGUCUAUUCAUUACAUGUGCUGCCAUCUAUUAUUUUUUGUGCGCAAAUAAAGGCGGCGGUAGUGGAAGCGCGCCGCGAUUUUAAUAAAAUAACUACCCUUUUUUUUAGUCCGUAACUAGCAGCAUCACCAUACGCUUGCACCGCCGUCGCAUAACCGAA
Molecule: messenger RNA, 5055 nt
Organism: Plutella xylostella (diamondback moth)
Lineage: Eukaryota; Metazoa; Arthropoda; Insecta; Lepidoptera; Plutellidae
Source: RefSeq, a predicted model, not a curated record